Messenger RNA from Daktulosphaira vitifoliae (grape phylloxera), 862 nucleotides. RefSeq lists its product as uncharacterized. Lineage: Eukaryota; Metazoa; Arthropoda; Insecta; Hemiptera; Phylloxeridae. The transcript is spliced from 15 exons. The coding region runs from base 93 to 506 and encodes 137 amino acids. The record is from RefSeq and is a predicted model, not a curated record.
AACUCUUUAACACAACUAAAUACAUUAGACUCUUCUCUAGAUUUUUUUUUUUUGCAUUUUACACUGCACAUUUCUUCUUUCAAAAAAUCAUAAUGAAAUUAUUUUCUUUAGUCUUUUUUUCAACUGUUGUAUUUAUGGUUAUCCAUAAUGAUCAUUACAUGUCGAUGAGUAAAGCCACGUCAAUUAAGAACAAAUCGAAGGAGAAGGUCAUAUUAGAGGAAACAUCGAUGGAGAAUGUCACGUUAGAAGAUUUUUUGAAGGAGGAAACAUCGAUGGAGAAUGUCACGUUAGAAGAUUUUUUGAAGGAGGAAACAUCGAUGGAGAAUGUCACGUUAGAAGAUUUUUUGAAGGAUAAAGACACAUCGAUGGAGAAUGUCACGUUACAAGAUUUAUUAAAGGAAGAGAACACAUCAAUGGACAGAGCUCAGAUAAUAUGUGAACAUCAGGGCUCAAAAUUCAAUAAUGUCAAAGUGGCGAUAAAAAAAGUUAAAAAGAGAAUUUCAUAACUUAUUGAGUUUAUAAUAUAUAAACUUUAAAGGAAAUUUAUGGUGGAUUCAAUAAUUAUCAAUUUUUUAAUAAAUAACAUGUUAUAUAUUUCAGUAAAUUUUAAUAUUUCAAUUAAUGAAAAAUAAAUAUUAUAUUUAUUUCAUUAAGUAAAUAUGAAAGAAAAACAACGUAUUAUCAAUACUACUAUAUAUAAUAAUAGUUUAUACAACUAUAUUAAUUUUUUUUAUAUUUUUUUUAACUAUAAAAUAAUAUGUUUAUAAUAUAAAAUUAAUAUCCUAAAGUGUACAAGUAAAAAAACAUUAAAACAAUUAGAAUUAAAUACACAAAAACAAUAAAUAUAUAAUAUUAACGUCCA